AUGCAGGUAGACAUUGGACAGUUCUUUGCCGAGCACGACAUCGUGCCGGUGCUGAUCGACCGUGCACCGGACGCGUUCGCUAAGGUGGUGUACCGCGCCAAGAAGCUGGUGGACGCCGGCAAGGAGCUGACACCGGCGGAAGUGCGGGAUGAACCGAAGGUGGAGUGGUAUGCCGAUCCGACCGCACUCUACACGCUCGUGAUGAUUGAUCCGGACUCACCGAGCCGUAUGGAACCGUGGAACCGGGAGUUUGCACACUGGCUUGUUGGUAACAUCCCCGGCCGGCACGUACAAAAUGGCGAGACGUUGUUCGACUACAUUCCGGUAUUUCCCCGGUCCGGGGUAGGCUUCCACCGGUACAUCUUUCUCGUAUUUCAGCAGCAAUCAUGGAACGACUACUCGGAAGUACCCCGCACCUCGAACAAAAAUCGAACGCCACGGAUACGGUUCAGUACGCGAGAUUUUGCCCGUCGUUACAGCCUAGGCAGUCCAGUGGCGGGCAAUUUCUUCAUCGCGCAGUACGAUGAUUUUGUGCCGGUUAUACUGGCCAGAUUUCCGGCAUCGGAUGAUUACUAAAUGUAUGACCGGAAUACUUCAAACAGUGUGCAGUGUGCACGGUCAAAAUUUAAUUACUGGAAUCAAAAUCAACAACGCCACCAACACUACAACCGCCAUUGCACUGCGUAAUGAAGUUCAACGUUACAAAAACGGUACACGAUCAAUGAUCAUCAAAACUCAAUUAAACAACGCCACUCAUUGUACUGUCAAACGGUCGCCUUGUUUACAAAUCACCAUUCGGUACCUGUUACUGUACGUUUACAGAUUCGCCAAUCCUGAUUGUGUUCAACCACUUGGCCGAAAGGCACAGACACGCGCCUAUACGACCGGCAAUGACCUUCCAAUGUUGACCGACCGGCUAUACAUUGCGCCUGUGAUGUUGUUGUUGGCGACGUACGCUGCUAUGCGUUAGAUCCGCGAAAGGGCUGCAAGCGUUGAAAUAUUAAAAUCAUUAAACCCUUUAAUCCCGGGCGCUCGAAUAAAUAUUGACCUGGCGCUGACCCUCCUCCCCCCCAGCUUUCGGGGUUGCGACCGGUUCGCGCGUUCGUGAUGAAAGUAUCGCUUGUCAAAGUGUAUCGCCUGCGGGUAUGGGAAAAUCU
This is a messenger RNA of Anopheles moucheti, 1157 nucleotides long. RefSeq names its product protein D2-like. Lineage: Eukaryota; Metazoa; Arthropoda; Insecta; Diptera; Culicidae. The transcript is spliced from 2 exons. The record is from RefSeq and is a predicted model, not a curated record. The coding region runs from base 1 to 576 and encodes 191 amino acids.